Andrographis paniculata is the source of this 1888-nucleotide messenger RNA. RefSeq lists its product as uncharacterized. The record is from RefSeq and is a predicted model, not a curated record. Gene Ontology annotation, molecular function: metal ion binding. Bases 227 to 1099 code for a protein of 290 amino acids. NCBI's taxonomy places the organism in Eukaryota, Viridiplantae, Streptophyta, Magnoliopsida, Lamiales, Acanthaceae. The transcript has 7 exons.
UCCUUUCUUCUCCGAUUCUUCUUCUUCCCCAAUUCUUCUUCUUCACCUAUUCUUCUUCUCCUGCUCUGCUCUUGCGCGACGGUUCACGGUAUGGAGAAAUUACAAACCGAAACCGAACCGACGGAACUAAGGUUUCGGUUCGGUUUGCAUCCGGUUUCGGUUCGAACCGUAAAGGCCGGUUCAUAAAUCGUCGAACCGGCGGUUCGAACCGACGGUUCGAAACCGAAUGGGCAAGUCUGAAUGUACAAUAGUCAGCGGCGUCGCAGGGCCAUCAAUUUCCGAGCGACCAUCGGAGGUAAUGGCGGACGGUGAGAGCCCGAGGAGCUCCUCAGCGGACGCGAAUACCUGUCCCAUUUGUUUGACGCAAAUUACUGAAGAUUCUUACCUAGACCAGUGUUUCCAUAAAUUCUGCUAUAACUGCAUCAUUAGAUGGACCAAUGUUGUUGCAAGCAAGCAGUCCUGUGUGCCUUCAUCAGUGAAAUGCCCUUUAUGCAAGAGAGACAACUGGUCCAUUAUUUAUGGAUAUGAUGGACAAGCUUUUCAACGGCAUUAUGUUGGCCAGAGUUUGGGGAAUAGUGAAUUUUUUUCAGAAGCUCACAGGUAUAGAUUAAAGUGCUACUACACUGAUAUAGGGGAUUUUGCUGAUAAACUCAAUGUUUCACGAUUUUGGAAGUUUCACAAGUAUAAACAGCAGAAUCGUUUUCUGCCUGAUUGGUUGAGAAGGGAAAUUCAGGCUGUACUGCAGGAAGAGGAUGUUGAUAUUAUCAUGCACCACAUACUUGGUGUGAUUGACUCAUUAAGAAGAAAAUGGCUAAAAGAUUCAAAAACUUCAAUCGAGAUGGCACAAGAAGAGUUCAAAGCAUCUGUUUCCGAAGCAAUCAGACCUUUCCUAACAGGUAGAACAGAAAGGUUUGUGAGUGAACUAGAACUUUUUCUUUCCUCUGGCCUGAAUAUCGAUGCUUAUGAUAAAGUCUACACUAAGCAUUUAGGCUGGAAAAUUCCACAAAUAAGUGAGGACGAGUAUGAUGAAACUCUUGAGCAUAUGCCUUCUUCCAUUCCAUACUUGCAUAUCUUCGAAGGAGAUUCUGAUGAAAAUUGAGAAAUCAGUUUUAUGAUUUUAUCAAAUUCAUUGCAUCCAGACCACGACUUCGUUGUCAUCUAGUUAAGUUCGAAAGGAUGCAUGGGCGACACAUUGUGGUGAUGUGAAUUCAUUCAUGGAAAGGGCUGUGGUUAUGAAAAUGUGAUGUUUUGUUAGGAGUUGAAUAGUUGCAACGGUAGGAUAUUAAUAUUUUAGCUAGGUUGUACGGAUAACUAUUUAGUGAACUUUGAAUUGUGUCUUAACACCUCAAUUUGAAGGAAGUGGGGAUAUUGUUUGGUUGUGAUUUGGAGCAAUGUUUAUGCUUAGGUUGAAAAGCACAACCCGUUCUUAGUAUAUUUUGAGAUACCGUUCGAGUUCUUUUAGAGUUCAGUUCGAACUUUGAAUAGUGGUUUAGAUCUGAUGUUUUGUCGAAGUGGAAACCCGCAAUUGAACUAUGUGUGGCAGAUGGACCUGUAUAGGAGUGGAGAGGGGGAUUUUGAGGUCACAAGUUCAUUUGUGUAACCAUAGUAUUGUGUUUUAUUCAUAUUUUUAUUAUUUUAAAUAAAAAUAUUGAGUUUGUUUUUAGUUUUAAACCAAAAUUACUAUUAUCCGAUUCACCCUAUUUGUAAUAUAAAACAUUAAAUAAAAAAACUCAAAAUAAAUUCAAACCUUUUAUCUUACAAAAAAAAAUUGCAUCAAUCAAAGAUACAAAUAUUGAGUCCUGUGGGUAUAAUUUAUAAUUUUCAACAGUAUACAAAUAAACGUUGAAGCAACAAAAAACAGCUCUCCUCAAGAAGAAAGAAUAAUGAA